AUGACGCACAGGGGCGGGGACAAAUCUCCGUACUGGGGCGAGAAGUUCAAGUUCUGCCGAGGCAACGCCCAGAAAAUCAUCUUCAGGGUGGUCGCGGAGCAUUUCUGGCGCCAGGACGUGGUGUGCGGGGAGCUGGCCAUGGACCUGGACGAGUACAACCUCUGGAACCGGGUACUAGCCGGCGAGCUUCUCAACACGCUCUCACCUGUGGAGCUGGUCAAGAUGAGCAAGAACUCCGGCACCCCUGAGAAGACCGGCUCCCUGUUCAUCUGCAUGGCGAAGUGCACGCAGAGGUCCAUGGACGGCCGCCUCGACGCCUUCGAGAAGGGCGGCCGCUCCCAGGACACCAAGGAGGGGCUCCAGCAGCUGCUCAACAAGCCCGAGGAGCUGGAGAUCUACGUCAGGCACCGCUUCCGAGAGACGGCCGAGCAGACGGGGCGCAGUGGGAAGGCCGCCGUCGGCCCCGAGGCCAUCCAGCAGCUCGUCGGCGAGAUGUCGCAGCGGCUGGGCGUUCCGAAGGACACCUUCGGCGACGUCGGGCAGAUGUUCUGGAGGUUCGAGGUCUCGGGCGAGAAGCUCCUCUACGAGGAGGAGACCGUGCGUCUGGUGAUGUACAUGCUGCGACAGUACCGGGACGCCGUGAGCCCCCAGAAGGGGGGAGCCGUGCAGCUCAGUGGCGGCAUCAGGUACAUGAACGUCGCGGACAAGUACAACGUCUCCAAGGAGCUGGGCAGAGGCGGGCAGGGCGUCGUCUACCUCGCCACCGACAAGGCCAACAACGGCCAGGAGGUGGUCGUCAAGAUGUACGGCAAGACGAAUCAGAAGGAGGCGCAGGAGUCGAUCACGCAGGAGUUCGAGUUGCUCAUGGAGCUGAAGCAUCCCAAGAUCGCGCGCGUGUUCGAGAUCUUCCAGGACUGGGAGAACGUCUACAUCGUCCAGGAGCCCUACUUCGGCGGCGACCUCACCACUGCCGUGACCAAGGCGCACACGGCCGGGGUGCGCGUGGACGAGCGGUGGCUUGCGGGCGUGUCGCACCAGGUGCUGGCAGGCGUUGAGUUCUUGCACAACAACGGCGUGGUGCACUCCGACCUCAAGGAGGCCAACGUGAUGGUGGCGGGCAGGGAGGCCUGGCACGCGCCGCAGGUGAUAGUGAUCGAUUUCGGCCUUGCCAACAAGUUCAGCGCCAAGUCGGGCGUCGGCGGCACGCCCGGCUACAUGCCGCCCGAGGUCUGGAACCACGGCCUGUGGACGCCGCGCGGCGAUGUGUUCUCGGUCGGGGCAAUGAUCUUUACCUUGAGGAACGGCAAGCACCCGUUCUACCCACCGGGCUCGCCCGGCUUGGAGGAGAUCGCAGAGCUGACCAAGACUGCACAGCCGGAUACCAUGGGCUCGCCGCCGCUGCAGAGGCUGAUACGCGCCAUGCUCGAGAAAAACUUCCUCGCCAGGCCCACGUCCAGCCAGCUGCUCCACGAGGAGUGGUUCGCGUCGGGCGCCACCGAGGACAUCGACACGCACGCGCUGUCGGACAUCAUGCAGAGGCAGCGGAAGACCGAGCUGUACAGGGCCCUCCUCACGGACAUCUCGGAGGAGGUCGCAGAACCUCGCGCAGCUGCGGGAGCUCAACGACCUCUUCAUGACCCUGGACACCAACAACGACGGGAAGAUCACCGCCGGCGAGGUCCGCGCGGCCCUCAGCGGCCGGUGGACCCCCGGGGACGUGGAUCGCCUCGUCGCCUGCCUGCUGCCGCCGGGCGCGCAGGAGGAGCUCUCCUACGACGAGUUCAUGGGCGCGCUGAUGGCGUCGCAGGCCGCGGACGAGGAGAGGAUGCUGCGCAAGAUCUUCGGCGAGGCGGACGAGCAGCGCCGGGGCUGGCUCGGCGCCGCGGAGAUCGCGGAGCUGGCCAAGCGCCCCGCGGUGAAGCGCCUGCUCGGCGACCGCCCGGCCUCGUCGCUGAUGGAGGAGAUGGACCUCGACAGGGACGGCAAGGUGACGUUCCAGGAGUUCUGCCGCGUCCUGCAGGGGGAGAAGCCAGAGCACCGGGCCGGCAGGCCCACCACCAUGAAGGUUGGCAAGUACGUGGUGGGGCAAGUGGUGCAGUUCUGGUCCAGCUCCUACAACACGUGGGUGACCUGCUCCGUCCUGGCCGUGGACCCCGCCACGGGCGCCGUCCAGAUCGACCAGAAGCCCGGCUACUGGCUGCAGGGGGAGGAGCUCUCCCGGCGGCUGCGGGCGCAGCAGCCCAAGGGCCGGCCGGCGGGCUACUGCCAGGGCCAGGAGAGGUGCUCAUGUGGUCGCAGACCUUUCACACCUGGAUCCCUUGCCGGGUCGCGGAGGUGGACCCGGGCACGGGCGCCGUGCAGGUGGACCAGAAGCCCGGCUACUGGUUCCGCGGGCACGAGCUCGAGACCCGCCUCAAGCACCACUCGGACCACAGCACCCCGUCGCCCGCCGCGAAGGCGGCCGGCCUGGGGAGGGCCCUGUUCGAGGGGGCGGUCGGCGGGCUCUCGGCCGCCGACCGGCCGGGGGGCGCGGGCGGUCGCGCGCACGCCGGCCCGGGCGCCGGGCUCGCCGUGUACGGCUCGUGA
Prorocentrum cordatum is the source of this 2586-nucleotide messenger RNA. The record is from the annotation of a GenBank genome assembly. Lineage: Eukaryota; Dinophyceae; Prorocentrales; Prorocentraceae.